Molecule: messenger RNA, 390 nt
Organism: Rotaria sordida
Lineage: Eukaryota; Metazoa; Rotifera; Eurotatoria; Philodinida; Philodinidae
Source: the annotation of a GenBank genome assembly
AUGUCUGAAAUAAAACAUAAUAAACCUUUACGUAGAAAACGUUUUUAUUAUAAUAAUCGUCAUGUACAAUCGAUAGUUGAUUUAAAAAAUAGUAUUUAUUGUAAAUGGUUAUUAGCUAAAACAAUUAAAUUAACAAAUAUACAACAAACAGAAGUUAAAAUUGAUUUUAUUAUACCAAUUAUUGCUUCUAAUUUAAUUAUUGAAUAUGUUGAUUUUUUUGAAAGACCAACAAUUACAGAUACAACAACAUUACAAUGUCCAAGAUGUAAUUCACCUGUUCCAGCAAUACAUGGCAUUUGUCCUAAUUGUGAUGAAAACUUUUUUCAGCAAUUAAUAAGGAAAAUUGAUACUGAUGAAGAACCUGAAGAUGAUGAUGAUCGUUGUUGUUGA